Molecule: messenger RNA, 2151 nt
Organism: Grosmannia clavigera kw1407
Lineage: Eukaryota; Fungi; Ascomycota; Sordariomycetes; Ophiostomatales; Ophiostomataceae
Exons: 1
Coding region: 1-2151 (716 amino acids)
Source: RefSeq, a predicted model, not a curated record
AUGGCCUCGCGACCUUCCCUCUUUUCUCGUUUCUCCUACUCGGGCGAAAAAUUGCCGGUGCCUCCACGGCAUUCACAGAUUUCACGCCGUCCAAUACAGCACAAACCCAGCGAGUACGAUCUUGAUCAGCUAUCGCCCAACCCCAGAAAGCAUAUCUUCAAUUCCGGAUCCGAGCCUGCCUUUUCUGCCGAGAGCGCCUCAGUAGCCUCACACUCUAUUGCCAUGCGUCGACAACAAUCUAGCUCACCCCGAGCUUCUCCCAGCUGGAAAGAGGAGCCAUCGUGGGCACCACCAUCACCUGUCACCAGGCCGAAGCAACGGGCCCUCUUUGCCGGUCCUCCACCGCCUAUUGCAUCUUCAGUUCUAUUGCAUAGAGAGAUUGAAGAUCGCGGUGGUUCAAUCCAACUCUCGCCGGGCUAUCAACCCGGAGACCAUAUGGGCACGUUUUCUGACCGCUUGUCGACAAGCACUGUCAUCUUCGACCAAACCACGGCCACUGCAGAUCGACGUGGCCCUCGUACAAUACCUUACGAAAAUGAAUCAAAGUGGGUCAGUUUGCAGCGACGACAGCGGUCGAUUCAAAGAGAUAUUCAAAAACUCCUUGACGUCCAGUCAGCUGGAUUGCUGGCUGGACUGGGCAGAGGGCCGCUGAGCCCAGGCUCUGGAACCGAACUGGGCAGCGAUACCAGUGGCAGUUUGAACAGAAGCCGAAGCAGAGGCAACACGCCCACUGCAGAUUCUGUCCGCACAACGAGCACGCCUUCCUUGCGGCUGCCAACCGAUCGAGCAACGGCGUCCGGAGCCGUCAUUCCCGUGCGCCAGCCCCGUCCCAAAAAGCUCGGCCUGCGUGGUGCACGGUCUGGGCUGGCUCGCAGCAUCUCGCAGCUGGCUGUUCUCAAGGCGGAAGAGGAUGCAACACUGAUGGCAGCGCUGAAGACACGGAAACGGGCGUUGACACAGCUGCGUAAGCUAGCCAACCGACGGGACAAUAUCGUGGGCGAGCUGCAUUCGCUGGAGGCAGACGACGGAGAGCCGCUGACGCGUGAGCUCAUCACACUCAGCAGCGCACAUACGGAAACCACAAAGCAGAUUUUGGAACUGGAGCGGCAGCUGGCGAUGCUGCGCAGCCGCAAGCGCACCCUGGAGGGCCGAAUUGCCGACGCCACGAGUCAGCGCGACGCAGGCCUGAGCGGCUACCGUGGUGCACUCAAGGAGGUCGAAGGACAGCUGUCGGCUGUGCUUUCGCGACCAUCGGUACAACCUUUGGAUGUUGAGGCUUUGGGCAACAACGCACCAGAGCGACCACCUGGUACCAAAGAGGAAGACGAUCCCAGUCCAGGCGGAGACGAAUCUGCAUCGCCGACAGGCGGGGUGGAAUUCCUACGGUUACGCCCAGAGAGGCGCACCAUGGAGAUGGCCCGUUCCUGGUGGGAGGGAGAGGUGGAGAUCCUAGAACGGCGCAAGCUUGAAGUGAGAGCAGAACGGACUGCGCUAGAGAAGGGCGCCGCAGUCUGGGAGGAUGUCGUGCACUUAGUGUCCGGAUUUGAGUCCAACCUUCGAAGGCAGAUGUCCGGAGAGGACAGUGACGACGUCAACGGCGGCACAAUGGGCAAGGGCAAGGCACCGGCGCUGAACCCUGAAGAGCAUAUGCAGGCGCAGCUAGGGAAAAUGGCCGAGAUCAUGACCAAACUCGGGGGGCAUAUGCGCACUGCCGAGAACAAGGGCUGGAAUCUACUGAUCUGUGCCAUUGGGGCCGAGCUGGAAGCGUUCCAGGAGGCACGGCAAAUGCUCCGCGAAGCUUUGCGAGCGGCCGGGAUUCACGUGGACGAUGAAGAGCCCAAGUCUGGCAGCGCUGGAAACUCAGGCAUAGACGAGGAAGACUCGUCGUCCACACCGCGGCUUACGCAAUCGGUUGUCGCCAAGACGACAUCCAGGCCAGCAGAAGUCCUCGUGGAUACCGAAGACAACGACAGCCAUGGACAUGGCACAUCUGAAAGCGACGACAACGAUGUCCCGGCGGACUUGUUUGCGACGCACAAUGCCGACGACGACGAGCGCAGUACCGGCGGCAAUGACAGGAAUGACCAUCUACACGAUAGAGACGACAGCAGCGAGAAUGAGGUGCCACUGGAGUUUUUGUCAGGACAUUAG